Messenger RNA from Durotheca rogersii, 1142 nucleotides. RefSeq lists its product as uncharacterized. NCBI's taxonomy places the organism in Eukaryota, Fungi, Ascomycota, Sordariomycetes, Xylariales, Xylariaceae. The record is from RefSeq and is a predicted model, not a curated record. The coding region runs from base 171 to 1001 and encodes 276 amino acids. The transcript has a single exon.
CUCCCAUAAGCGCGAGCUGGCGAUGCUUAGAGCCGUCGACCGAUCUAGCCAACGCCCUCUUAGUUCCUUGGUAGGUAUCUCACCUAACCCGCCGCUAAGUAAAGCGAAGGGCCGGGUCUAGGAGAUAGAGGCUGGCUGAAUUGGGCAAUCUUUCUCGGCAUCACUUCCAUAUGUAUGAGCACACACACACACACACACACACACACACCCGCCUUAUGACCCCUCCUUCUCGUCCCCAGAAGCUGUCACAAGACGGCCCCCAAUCGCUACACAUCACAGACCGUGCCGCCAACCGGGGUUCCUCUUUACGGCACACUAUCCGGUUCCGUGCCACGUCGGCAUGGCAAAUCCGCACUCUAGGCUUAGGGCUUACCAGGUCCCUUCGCAAGAAGACCCGGGAUGAACCUUGCUUACCGUCUAAUCCUUGUGGGCAUUCCUAUUUCCCCAUAGCGCGUGCGCGCGCGCGCGACGUUGUCGACAUCCCGCCCCCCCUCACAUGUGUCGUUACCGCUGUCGCUGUAUGCCUACCUGCCUACAGGGACUUGCACCCCUGGUCUGCUAGCUGCGAAGCGUAUUUCGCCAGAACGACGAUGAAGCCAGCCCCUGCGCAUCCUCCUCCAGCUACGCUGUACGUUCAGCCCUUCAGCGCCUACGCGCACACGUACGUGAUGGGCCCGGGAUUCGGAUCGGGAUUAGCCUGCGUCGGUCUCUCUUGCUUUCUCCCUGGCGGCCGGCGACGCGAGGCCAUAUUAAGCGAGCAGGGCCUUCCAGAUAGGAGAGCGCUAAUGCGUUGCGACCCAUCAUCAGCUCGGUCUGAGGCAGAUAUGAAGUGUCGGUGUGGACAGGUGGAACAUCCAAUCACCGAUGCCCUUAGCCAUGCUGAUCUAUGUACCUACCUACAUACUUCCCGUGCGGUGGCACGCGAUUGCAGACACGCCCCUCGCCAUCCUCUCUCUCCUCCUCUCGACGGUGGGCAAAUUUGGUCGCAGCCGUUGCCGUAGCCGCAGUACACGGCAGCACUUAUUGCGCCAAUGGCCGACGGCCUUUUGCCCCUCGGGCGCGAAGUGGAGGGCGGCCGAAAUUAUGUGAAGGACAUGGAACCCGGACUGGUAAAACAGACGAGAGGAGAAGGAGUGGCUCAA